AUGUGCAUAGUGGCUGUACUUCAGGAAAACGUGAGAAGCCUGACUCGAGACGCCCGUGACGACCGCGCGGGAGGUUUAGCUAGCAAGGGCCGAAAUGUAGGUGCUGUACAACGUCCGGGAUCUGCCAGGGCUGCAAAAAUCUGUCGCACUUCUGAAAAGGAAGAUUCUCCAAGUUCAUUUCUACAAAUCAUAUUUCCAGAGAAGAUUAAAGAUAGAACAAGCUCAGAAGAACAGAUAUCCUAUGUUAUUCCAAUCAACAAGAAGCCAUAUACUGUGCACCUCGAGAAAAGAUAUUUUUUAGCAGAUCGUUUUAUGGUUUAUUUGUACAAUCAAGGAUCUAUGCGUUCUCAGUCUUCAGACAUCCUGGCUCAGUGCUACUAUCAAGGAAACAUCAGCUAUCCAAACUCCGUUGUCACCCUCAACACUUGCUCCGGACUGAGUAUAUUGGGAGUCCACAAGUUGGACGCUCUUGAUCAACUGGGUGGUUGUGCAAUCAAUGCUCUCAUCCCUAGAUUCCAUUCACUGACACCCGAGCGCCAUGCUCGGCUUUCCCAGCUGAACAACCCCACCAGCGAAUUCCAUGCGCGUUCCCCUGCUAGCCCAGAAUCACCUUCAGUAACCUCGUCUCCCCUCUAUCUAGAGAUGAAUAUUGUGGUGGACAAAACUUUGUAUGAUUACUUGGGCUCUGACAGCAUGAUUGUAACAAAUAAAAUCAUCGAAAUUAUCAGUCUCAUAAAUUCAGUGUUUGCCCAACUCAAGGUUACUGUUGUGUUGUCCUCGCUGGAGUUGUGGUCAGAUAAAAAUAAGAUUUCUACAGAUGGUGAAGCAGAUGAGUUAUUGCGAAGGUUCUUAGAAUGGAAGCAAUCUUAUCUUACGCUGAGGCCUCAUGAUGUUGCGUACUUAUUCAUCUAUAAUGAGUACCCAAAUUACGUGGGAGCAGCGUACCCUGGGAAGAUGUGUUCUGCCCGCUACUCUGCAGGAAUCACAAUGUAUCCCAAGAACAUGACUUUGGAGACUUUCUCAGUUGUUGUCUCCCAGAUGCUGGGGCUCGGUCUGGGGAUAUCAUACGAUGACUCAACAAGAUGCCACUGCCCAGAAACCAUCUGCCUCAUGGAUGCAAGAGCGCUACAACAUAGAGGUAUGAAGACAUUUAGCAAUUGCAGUUUGAGUGACUUUGAACGUUUUAAAUCGAGUAUGGGUGCCAAAUGUCUUCAGAAUAAGCCACAAAUGCAAGUAGGCCCGAGACCUGUCUGUGGAAACGGCAAAGUGGAGGAAAAUGAGAUCUGUGACUGUGGCUCUGUCCAACAAUGUGGGCCUAAUAGCUGUUGUGAUCCUACAACUUGUGUUCUGAAGCCGGGAAAUGCUUGUGACAGUAUGUCUCCCGCACAAACCUGCUGCAAAAAAUGUCAAUUUUUACCACAGAAGCAUGAAUGUAGAGCCAAAUACCAUCCAAUCUGUGACCUUCCUGAAGUCUGCAAUGGGAGCUCAGGAUACUGUCCACCUGAUCUCACUAUACAAGAUGGACACAUUUGCAAAACUGGGGGCUUUAUUUGUUAUAAAGGAAACUGUCCUGACCAGAACGAGAUGUGUGAGAAAGCGUAUGGAGCAGGUUCAAAGAAUGCUCCCUUUGCCUGCUAUGAAGAAAUCCAGGGUCAAACUGACAGAUUUGGCAACUGUGGGAAAAACCAGCAAAACAAAUAUGUAUUCUGUGGAUGGAGGAAUCUCAUGUGUGGGAAAUUAAUUUGUACUUACCCUAGCCGGGUUCCUUAUAGCCCACCUAAUGCUAGCAGUGCUUCUGUGGUUUAUGCUUUUGUACGGGACCAUGUAUGUAUAACUGUGGACUUUGGAUUGACCCAUGGAGAAGAUCCACUUAAAGUUCCUGGUGGCAGUAUAUGUGACCAAGAUAGGAUUUGUUUAAACAGUGUAUGUGUAGAAUCAAGAUUUCUCAAGAGCAGUUCGGAAACAUGUACAAGAAAGUGCAACGGACACGGAGUGUGCAACUCCCUUGGUGACUGCCAUUGUGAAAGUGGCUACAAACCUCCGAACUGCGAAGCCGCGGGCGGGAGAGCGGCCUCGCUGUGGUUUAGGAAGAACGAUCUGUACAAGGAAGAAGAUAAUGGUUUAGAAAAGAAGUGGCUUCUAAGUUUGUACAUUGUUUUAAUUAUUCUAACUUCAGCAAUCAUAAUACUCACAGCAUGGAGAGGCAUGAAGCAGCGGUUUUUCAAGGAAGAGGAAUCCCUGAGUAGCGAAACCAAAUCAGAAGGCAACACUCACACCUAUGCCAGCAAAUCAAAAUCCCAGGCGAGUAGUUCCACACCUGCCAGCAGUAACUAGCUAUCCCUUCAGCAGCAAUGGGAGGAGGAGGAGGAAGAGGAAGAGGAGGAAGAGGACAGCACUCAGGGUAUCACUGAGAGAUGAAAAGUCCACGUUCUUCCCUUGGUCACAGCUAAAGGAGCUAAUAAACCCAAUGUGGACCAAUUUGCAGGCUUGCUUGACUUUUUUCCUGUGGCUUUCCUCUACUUUGGCAUUCAGCCCACUGUAGUCAUAUCAUGCCAGCGCCCUGGGGGCCAGUCAGUGGUGUCAAACUGACUCCCUGAGCUCUUCCUGUUACCCCGAGCAUCCCUCUCCAUCCACCUGACCCUGCCAUGCCAUGCCUUGCAGCGCGCCUCUGGGUCAACUGCCUGAAUCAGAACCAUCCUGCGGGUGUUCCCUGUACCUCUGGUCAGUAGAUAGGAAGAAGCAAGGUGAGUGCUAGGAUUCGCUUUUCUGUUUCCUGACUAUAGGUACACUACCAUACCUUCUCUGCUGUGAUGGACUGUGGCUCUCAAACUGCGAGCCAAAGCAGCCCCCCUCCCCCUUUCUUAAAUCACUUUUGUCACAUAGUUUGUGACAAUAACGAGAAGAGUAACUAAUAUACAGGCACCCCAAUUCUCAUCAGUGCCCAGAGUUGCAGCUUCAGGUUAUCCACACAGGGAGGCGAGUUUUAGAAACUUUCUUGCCAGACCAUCCAGUUGCCAGGAACCUAAAGACAGUGACGAGAAUGGUGGGUACUCAGAAGCCUCCUUGGCGGUGGCCGGGACCGGCAUGUGAGCGAUUCACUGAUGGGACUCCACUGUGGUAAAGCCUAUGGGAACCCCUUUUCCACUUGGAAAGGACCUGCGGUGAGUUUCGGGAGCCUCUAGGCUUAUUACCUAGAUGGCGCGUGCUACAAGCUCUCCUUGCUUUCCCUAUGCUGUUUAUACUCAGCAAUAUUUAGUUUCGUUGGUCAAGGGCAAGGCUGGGCCACGCAGGCUGAAAGCCCUGUGGAUGAAUACU
Meriones unguiculatus (Mongolian gerbil) is the source of this 3315-nucleotide messenger RNA. RefSeq names its product ADAM metallopeptidase domain 32 (gene Adam32). The record is from RefSeq and is a predicted model, not a curated record. Gene Ontology annotation, molecular function: metalloendopeptidase activity. Gene Ontology annotation, cellular component: plasma membrane. Lineage: Eukaryota; Metazoa; Chordata; Mammalia; Rodentia; Muridae. Gene Ontology annotation, biological process: cell adhesion; binding of sperm to zona pellucida; proteolysis.